This is a messenger RNA of Sphaeroforma arctica JP610, 433 nucleotides long. RefSeq lists its product as hypothetical. The annotation marks the transcript as partial. The record is from RefSeq and is a predicted model, not a curated record. The transcript is spliced from 2 exons. Lineage: Eukaryota; Ichthyosporea; Ichthyophonida.
AUGGCCAUUGCCUUGCCACACACACCCAUUAUGCAGAUACACCAACCCACCCACACCACUCAUACCACACGUGUGGGUACGGAUGAGGAGAAGAGCAGGGGCAGAGAUAAAACACCCCCAAUAACGCCAUAUACCCCCUCUGGAGAUGGCGACAAGGCUGGUACACACACCCAGUACGAAGACGCUCUGGCGUUCGCUGACAUACAUACACACACACACACACACACACAGUGUGACAGUAGUCGCCCGGCGUCACAGGGCACACAGAAGGGACACCGCCAGACUGACGAGCGGCUGAGUUUAGACACACUGUUCGAGUGUGUGGUGCAGUGUCGAGAUCUCCUGAGUAAUGCGCGGAUCUGGGCGAGUAUGGAUACAAAGGGCAUGACGUUCACCAAAUCAAUGAACCCGAUGAUGGAGGCACUCAACAAGU